Exophiala dermatitidis NIH/UT8656 is the source of this 3227-nucleotide messenger RNA. RefSeq lists its product as uncharacterized. The record is from RefSeq and is a predicted model, not a curated record. NCBI's taxonomy places the organism in Eukaryota, Fungi, Ascomycota, Eurotiomycetes, Chaetothyriales, Herpotrichiellaceae. The transcript is spliced from 4 exons. The coding region runs from base 851 to 2965 and encodes 704 amino acids.
CCGUAACCACUGGCAGCAGGUACCAGAGGAAAGGUUUGAUCUCUUGAAGACACCUUACUACGACAAUGAAAGCUAUGUGAUUAUAUGAGCAUGCUCUGGACUAUUAACUCAGACAAUCCCGGACCGAUAUACCCGUCGACCGUGUACUAUUAUUGAGAGAAAAUUAAUUUUAUUUUUAUUGCUCACCCUAAUCGCCACCAAAAGUGUCGAUGCUUUCGAUAGUCGCCGCUGUCCUCAUUAUUCGGACUUCGACCGGCAGGAAAAUACAUCAAUUGAUGCACUCUUCGUGCAUGCGUCAGGUCGAUACAAAGCCUCAUGUCUAAUUCCUGGACGCACUUCAGCAAGGCUGUGGUCAGCGAUCCCUACUGCGUAUGUGUCUAUGGCGAGAGCGAGGUCUGAGAGGAAGAUAGAGAGUUCACAGCCUUACUCUACCUGGGGUUUUCAGACAAGAGGAAAUUGCAAUUCUUUUUUAUGAGCAUCAAUGACGUCCCACUGCAAGGAUCAUGGGGGUUUUCUGUUGAGUCCUUGAGAGAGGCGUGCUUGUGCUCUGUUCGCUUCUUGUGUGCUUCGAACCACAAUUUUUGAUCUGAUAGACACCGUGUGCCGCUGCAUGAUUGCUGGCAGUUCAAAUGGAGCAGAGUGGCGGAAAGUAUUUGGUCAUGUAUGGGCAAUCACAGUUGCAAGUCCAGGACUUGCAGAACUUGAACGGCCGUCCUGCAGCUGAGGGGCCUUCUACCCAUAAGGUGCUAGUACGGGAGGUACAUGUCGUUGCACGCUUCGAAGCCUGCGAUCUGCCAUCAUCUUUCUUUUCUUUCCUUCGAUCAGCCCUCCCUGAAUCUCAACUGCAGCAAUGGCUGAACAUAAUAUUUCUCUUCCGCCCUCAACCGGAGGCCUCUCGGAGGCACAGAGCUUAUCCCUGGUUCAGAUUUUCCUGAAUGCUUCCCUAGCAUGUAUUGCACAUACCAGAGAGCUCAUUCCAUGGACGUCCCCUUCUCUCCAGACUCGAUAUAUUGACCAGAUCGAUCCCGCCAUCCUAACCGGACAGCUAAGCGUGUACGAAGCCUUCCAAGUCCUCGACACUCAAGGCGUUCGAAGUGGACAAGAAAUCAGAGUCCUGGUUCACGGUGGCCACAGAUGUGCCGAUCAGAUACUUGGGUUGCUGGAAAAUGGUGUUUUCAGUGCUCUGGAGCAUGGCCAUCUUGAAACAUUGCAAGUAUUUGUCACUGACAACGACGAAUCUCCUCGCACCGUGAUCGAGAGCUAUAGCUUUGCCUUCUCCUAUGAUCGAGGACGGGUUAGCACGGUCAAGAUGACUCCCACGAACCAAGUCUUCGUGCUGGAGCAAUUCCAGAAGAGUUUCAAGGCUGCGAUACGAGUACUCCUGCGUUCUUUGAAGCCUCUACACCGUCUUCCAGCACGGCGUAAGCUGGGCAUGAGUCUCAGCUACAAUGACAGGUGUCCUGACAACUACCAACCAACCGGGUUUGUUGACAUCAACGAGCUCGCUGAGCCCAACGGCCCAUUGAUAUGUGAAGCAUUGGAACGAACGAUGGGAACUACAGUUGGGAGCCUGCACACUGGGCAUCACAGCGUCAAUGUUGGGGUGUCUGGGACAAUAUCCAGCAAGGAAGGCACAUCGCUGGAUCCAGAAGAUGCCGCUAUGAGCAAACAGUUGCAGGCUAUGCAACAGACGUCUUCCGUCCAAGGCACCAACCUAGUGUCUACACUGCCAGAUUGCCGCGCCGGAUCAAAGCGGCGUAACAGUUUUGUCUGCUCUGAUCAAAAACGUUUGAAGCGUGCUGAAUCCGACAAGAUCGCGAGCAACAGCCCGGCAGAUCAGAGUAAGGAGCAGCUCAUACCGAUCGAUGACCUCGAAACGUCCCAGAGAGGGCAUGAUGAAGCUACUCCUGGGGGUUCUGCCUCGUCCGGUGACACGCAAGUGCGAAAGUGUCGGGUAACCCCGGACGAGCACGAGGACAUCACUGUAACGCUUUCAGUGCGGAAGCUGGCCACGCUUCUUAUCCACUGCUACGCUUUAAACUCUGAAGCGGCUGGCGGUGGUGGAGAUAUUUUCGACCAAGACCUUCUGAGGACCGGGAUCAUAAGGCGGGUGGUUCGCUCGGAUAAAGUCAGAUGUGAAUGUGGGAGUGUCGCCCCCUUGGGUCCAAUGAUCUACUGUGAAGUCUGCGACGAAUGGCAGCAUGCGGAAUGCUACGGCUAUAAGGGAGCUUCGGACACCGCAGCACCGUCAGAACGCUUCUGCUACACUUGUCUACUGUUUUCGGCAGACGAAGAAACCGCUAUAUCGCCGGCAUACAUCGUUUAUAUUCGACUUGCAAUGAGAACCUUGACAAAUCCGACAAUGGCAGACCUUGUUGUGGACAAAGAUAAGCUGCAAUCAAUCAUUCAGCCACCGGAGUGUGCGGGAGACAACCUAAAUAGAGCCAUCGAUCACCUGUUGAGCGAGGGCGUCCUCAGGCAAGUGAAUAGGCGGCUUUGGCAGAUUCGCUCUCUUCCGAGGUCGAAGUCGAAGGGACUCAACGACAAAUAUGGCAAUCCAUUUGCGUACAUUGGGCAUCUCUAUGACAUGAGCAAAGGUGCAAAGGAUCCGCGGCAGCGCAGCAACGACAUCGCCGUGGCCAUCGAGGAGUACGCACAGGGGCAGGACUUCACAAAGGGCGAAGGAUGUGUUAAAGUUAGCUGCUAUGAACCGUUUGGUGAACUUGUGGUUCGAUGGAGCUACUUUAACAAGAAGCCCCCCUCGGGUUCUGGCGCGAGGACCGCACACUCACCUCCCAUCACGCCAGCACCCCGUCGCAAACUCAGCGUGUCGCGUUUUCUGGUCAAUAUUGACCGCUCGCCAUCCACGAUGAGCAUGAGCUGCGAGGGAAUAUCUCUUCGGAUUCCGGACAGUGGCCUGAGUAGCGACUUUAGUCCAGGCGCCUCUACCGCUACCGCCGACUGAUGGGGAUGGCCAGGACACUGGGUCUGGCAACGAAUAAUGGUUAUGGUUGUAUGCAAAGACGGAAGGGAAAGCGGCUUCACGGAGCUCACAACUGAUGCUACUAGUAGUAGAGGAGACACCACAGGGCUGUAGUCAGGUAGACAGGCACAACUUGAAUGUUAGAUGGCACAAUAGAGCGCCUUCAACUACGUGAGAGUCCCUGAUCAGCUCUGACUCUGGUCCCAAGUACGCGGUGAGAAGCCCCCAUUCCGGUCAUUAUCAG